Molecule: messenger RNA, 797 nt
Organism: Xenopus tropicalis (tropical clawed frog)
Lineage: Eukaryota; Metazoa; Chordata; Amphibia; Anura; Pipidae
Product: alpha-2-macroglobulin-like
Exons: 5
Coding region: 288-797 (169 amino acids)
Source: RefSeq, a predicted model, not a curated record
AUCUAAACAUCUCGUUAUCAUUACAGGUCAGUUAAUAUGAGGCAAUAAGAAGCAGUGAGUAGGCAUCAGUACAGAAUUGCUGCCUGGAAUUGCUCCCGUGUAUUUAUCAGCAACUACAUCAUGGAUAUUUCUGCUCCUGGUUGUUACUUUGCCGUCAUAUGAAGAUAAGUAGAGCUUUGAGACCAGUCCCAUUCCCUAGACCAUGCCCACAUCUGUUCCUGAGGGUAUAAGGCUCAGGGGGCAGAGCAGAACCCAGCAGUACGGUGGAGGUGCAUGAAGGACACACCAUGAAGGUUCUUCUGAUCUCAGUCUGUCUGUCCAUCCUGGGCUUUGGCGCUGCAGAACCAUCACAAGCCCAUUUUAUGAUCACAGUUCCAGCUCAGCUCAUUCACCCCUCCAAGGAAGAAGCCUGCAUUACCUUACUCCAGCUCAAGGGGGCAGUGUCUCUCAGGAUGGAGCUGCACAGGAAUGACCAUCACCAAGUGGUGGCUGAUGACAAAAUAACAACUGAGAGUUUUACCCACUGUUACCCCUUUCAGGUCCCUGCUGCAGAAGAAGACAAAGAGGUAUGGCUCUUCCAUGUAUCAGCAGAAGGAGACAAUAUUAUCAUCAAUCAGACAAAGAAGGUUCUCAUAAUGGGGCAAAUAUAUGUCACCCUCAUCCAGACGGACAAACCGAUGUACAAGCCCGGCCAGAUAGUGAAUUUCCGAGUGGUGACUCUGGAUAAGGUUUUUCACGCUCAAGAUGAUAAGGUGAUUUUUCUUUUGCCUUUAUAUUUCAGCACAAGGAAAAUUUAA